This is a messenger RNA of Anopheles moucheti, 685 nucleotides long. RefSeq names its product delta-like protein A. Lineage: Eukaryota; Metazoa; Arthropoda; Insecta; Diptera; Culicidae. The record is from RefSeq and is a predicted model, not a curated record. The transcript has 4 exons. Bases 122 to 478 code for a protein of 118 amino acids.
UUUAAUAUAGAUUCGCGACGAGUAGACUGCAAUCAGUAGACUUUUGGAGCUUACUGCAAAUAGACGGUUUUUUCGUGAAAGCACUUCAUUACGGAUCCUGGUGAAGUUGAGCUGUGGAACUAUGUUCAAAUUGGCAAUAGUUUGUAUCGCACUGGCGACUAUUAGUCACGGUGAUGCCCAAUGUCCCGACAAUCCGUGCGGUGUAGGAGCAUCGUGCCGAUUAAACUCGGGAGGAAUUCCGGUCUGUUCGUGUCCCUUCGGUUAUUUGGGUGACCCGUUCAAAGAAUGCAUACGGCCUGAAUGCGUGAGCGAUGGUGAUUGCACGGAGUUCCAGGGAUGUCGCAAGGGCAAUUGUGUAGAUCCGUGUAUUUUUAGCUGCGGUACCAAUGCGGCAUGUUUGCCCAAACAUCACGUUCCGGUUUGUUACUGCCCAGAAGGGUACACUGGCAGUCCGUUCGAGCGGUGCGAUCCGCUGUAAUAAUUGUUUUACGCGUGUGACUGAUUUGCGUAGUGUAUUAGCCGUUGCACAAUAAAACAAUGCAAAAAAAAGUUGUGGAUUUGUUUUCUGUUGUUUAGUUUUGGAUUUUUUUUAUACAAUGUUUCGAUAAGCUUUGAUUUGUUUCAAUCGCGGUUGCGAUCGCGGCUCGGCUGUUCAUUAAAUAUAUGUAUGAUCAAGAUAAAUCAU